CACUGAAACAGCGCCAAAUUCGGUCACACCUUUGUUUUUAUUUUGCCAAAACAAUUAAUACCGUUUAACAUAAUAUGUUUAAGACUGUUUUUAAGCAAUACAAGGUGAAAAGCACAAGCCCAGACCUCAGCGAAGUGGUUAGUUUUGAUGAAAUUGACGACAACCCGGAGAAGGAUAGUAAAGCACAGCGUAUAAGCUUCAAUAAUGAAGACACCAACUGGUCUGAGUUUCCUGGACUAAAAAGCCCACGUGCGUGGCGAACUUUUGUCCUUAAAAGUCAUCCCGGCUUGCUGGUGAUACGAAAUCCCUUCACCGAUCAUGGCCAGCGUUAUUGGAUAGCUCGGUGCCUGCGCGACUACCCAAGGGCGCCUAACAUUGUCAAUCUGAAUGAAAGGCUUUUCGACGACUCCGUCAGAUGCGACUGGUGGAAGGAGCUCCAGGAAUGCAAAGAUCCCUCAGAAAGGCAUCGUAUCAAGGCUGCCAUGCGCUGGACAACUUUGGGCUACCAUCACGAUUGGGACACCAAGAUCUACAAUGAGCACUCCAAGUCCCCGUUCCCGGAGGAUUUGAGCAGGCUCUGCCAAUUGUUUUCGUCCUAUUUGGGGUAUCAGGACUUUAGGUCAGAGGCCGCCAUUGUCAACUACUACCCAUUGGGAAGCAGCCUAUCGGGCCACACAGAUCACUCUGAACCAAAUCACUUAGCCCCCUUGUUUUCCUUCAGUUUUGGACAAACAGCGAUUUUCCUCAUCGGCGGAAGAACUCUGGAGGAGAAACCCACUGCUAUAUACCUGGAGAGCGGCGAUGUCUUAGUAAUGUCCGGAGAAUCCCGUCUCUGUUACCACGCAGUUCCUCGAAUUAUUCAAACAACGAAUAUGUCGACGGAUAGUCUUCCAAAUGAAUCUAAAUUGGAAAAUUUCAAAUUUUUGGACAUUGAUUUAUUCGAACAAGUGGCAGAUUCCAAUUAUUGGCAGCCCUUUUGUAGUUAUAUCGCCGAUUCGCGUAUAAAUAUUAACGUGCGGCAAGUCCUAAAACCAGGUGAUUUAAAAUUAAACUAGAUUUAAGCUGUAUUUUGUUAUUUAUUUUAUUUAAGAGUUAUUUUGUCUGAUACAAUUGUACAAAAAAUAAAUAUAUUCUUUUUUAAAAUAUAAUAAGGAUUAAAUAGUCUUUAUUACAAUUUAGCUGGCAUUAUUACAAUGAAACUUUGUUUAAAUUAAAUUUAAAUAAUUUAAAUUAAAAAAUACUUGACAGGUAUUUACUUAUGCGGCUGGGCACACUGUCACCGUAACCGAUACGAACCGAUAACUCAAAGUAAAAUGUAAAAAGUCGCAACGACUGUAAAUUUUCUCACACGAUUCGGCACGAGUAGGUACUCUCACGAGUUCGUGAAACAGCUGCUGGCUGCGUGUAUGUGUGCAGAAACUGAAACCGAAACAGAAAAAACGCGAAAAGUCACUGAAAUAUAGAUAGAAAAAAAGCGAAAACCGGCCGAGUUCCUAUUUAAUAUCAUUUCGCAGCCAGAGCGCAAAAGUGGCCAAAAUUCGGCGAAAACAGCGCAAGUGUGAUAAAGCGUUCGUGCCAUCGCAGCCGUGCACAAAACGAACGAAAACAAAAGAGAAUAGUGUUGACAGCAAUACGAGCGUUUUGAGCAGUGCCAGCAGCAGCAGCACCUAUAGCAGCGGCAGUGCAGUCGUUGCGGGCAUCGGCGUAGGCGUAGGCAACAACAAGCGUCCGGGGGCGGGAGUGGGCCGGGGAACGGCCGCGAAUGAAACGGUAGCUUCUUCAGCCCCAACACCAACACCAGCAACAACAACAACAACAGGAGCA
Drosophila ananassae is the source of this 1824-nucleotide messenger RNA. It is a transcript of the gene AlkB, whose product is annotated as nucleic acid dioxygenase ALKBH1. The record is from RefSeq and is a predicted model, not a curated record. Lineage: Eukaryota; Metazoa; Arthropoda; Insecta; Diptera; Drosophilidae. The coding region runs from base 75 to 1055 and encodes 326 amino acids. Gene Ontology annotation, biological process: oxidative RNA demethylation. Gene Ontology annotation, cellular component: nucleus; cytoplasm. The transcript has a single exon. Gene Ontology annotation, molecular function: oxidative RNA demethylase activity; broad specificity oxidative DNA demethylase activity; ferrous iron binding.